This is a messenger RNA of Polychytrium aggregatum, 1230 nucleotides long. RefSeq lists its product as uncharacterized. Bases 63 to 1082 code for a protein of 339 amino acids. The transcript is spliced from 5 exons. The record is from RefSeq and is a predicted model, not a curated record. Lineage: Eukaryota; Fungi; Chytridiomycota; Chytridiomycetes; Polychytriales.
CUCUGCAUCUCGCUCGUACAAACCGGCUGCUGCUGCAAGAACGCUCACAUUCGAGGGGGACCAUGACUGCGUCGACGCUAUUCUCCAAUGUCUAUGUGUCAGGCGCCAUCAGCGGCGUCUUUGCCGGCCUGGUUGCCAUCUUUGUGACAUUCAUCAUCGAACGAUGGGGCGGCAUCGUCGGCGGUGUCCUCGGAUCCAUACCCACGACCAUCGUCCCGGCUGCGGUCGGGUUCUGGCUCCAAUGCGACCCGAGCAGCAACGUGGACAUUGCCAAGUUCCAAAACUCGCUGCUAGGGGUCGUCCCUGGCAUGCUCAUCAAUUCGGUGUUCCUGUGGGUCUGGAAGGCUCUGCCGCCCAAGAUCGAGGCCAAGGCACCCACCCUGUCGAUUGCCAAGUUUCUGUCGCUCAUGGCUGCUCUCAGCCUGCUGGUGUGGCUCGUUCUUGCCAUCGCAGCAGUCCUGAUUCUCAAGAGUAUCGCUUCCCUGCCUGUCUCUGACAACGGCACGUCAGACGCAUAUACAGCCACCAUUGCGAUAUUCCAUGAGCCACAGCGCAUCGGAAGUUUCGUGGUCGCCCUGGCGUGCUUCUCGAUCCAACUGGGCCUCGGCAUCUAUAAUUCCUGGAACGUCGUGGCAGCUCCAAAGGGGAAGAGCAGAGUCGGCCCGCUGAUUAUUUUCCUGCGCGGACUAUUGGCUGCAGCCGCCAUUUUCGUGAGCCUGCUGAUUUCUAGAAUCAACGACUUUGCCGGUGGAGUUGCCUCCAUCUUCCCGGCCAUUUUCUUGACGUCGAUGGUGUCCUUGUGGAUCUCCCAGUCUGCAAGUGUCCCGGUUGGCGCCACAGGGCCGCUGAUGCUCGGCUCGCUCUCAGUCAGCUUCUUUGCCAUGUGUUCGUGCUUCUUGGUAACAUUGAUGAACCCUGUUGGCGCCUUUGUCCUGUGCUGGAUUGCGAGCGUGGCUAUUGUGUCGGUGCCAUCGUUUUAUACAUCAACUGGCGCCGCGCCGUCAAGAAUCGGAGGUCGGCCGAGGCUGCCACCAAGGAAGGCCUCGCUGGCAAGUCCCCGGAUAUCUCGGAGCAAGAGCUGAAGGCAGACCAACCCUCGCCGUGAAGGCGGUGGUUCGGCCGGACUUCGGUUUCCAGAAUGACAAAGUGCAUGAGACUCUGCAAAUGGAACAAUAUGACGUGAUGCAAAUGGAACAAUAUGACGUGAUGCAAAUGGAACAAUAUGAUGUG